Dissoconium aciculare CBS 342.82 is the source of this 1138-nucleotide messenger RNA. RefSeq lists its product as uncharacterized. Bases 133 to 1119 code for a protein of 328 amino acids. NCBI's taxonomy places the organism in Eukaryota, Fungi, Ascomycota, Dothideomycetes, Mycosphaerellales, Dissoconiaceae. The record is from RefSeq and is a predicted model, not a curated record. The transcript has 2 exons.
UCGGAAGCACCUCUACUUUCAACAAUUUUUGGUUUUCUCUCUAUCCUCAUUCCGCCAUCUUCUAUCUUUUGCAGCAAGAAGAAGACUUCACGCCGUUCGCUCUGACGAGACCCUGGAGCCUCAACCCUCACGAUGCUCGCCAUCUACAUCCCCGCGCUGCUCCUCGCCGCCAGUUCCCUCGCCUCCGCCGCCGUUCCUUGCUUCAACCGCGAUGGCAGUGUCGCAUCCGCAUACACACAAUGUCCCAACUCGAACUUCUGUUGUAAAACUUCCGGCACUUGCGCGACGAAUGGAUUGUGCAUGGACGGGAAUAACCUCGUGAAUGGUUCCAUCGCAAAUGUGAACGGGAAAUUCUACAACCAGACGGGAUUGUAUCAAUCGCCGGCCUGCACCAAUACAAAUUUCGAUGGUUGCGUCCAGACUUGUCUUACGACACUCAACAAAGGUUUCGUUUACAUUUGGGGAUGCAACGACGCCCUGACCAGCUACUGCUGCAAUGUCCAAGGCACCGACAUCUUCCAGCGUCAAAGUUGUUGUCAGAAUGGGACUUUCUCUCUGCCUGCCGCCAAGCCCAUCCUAUGGGACACGGCCGUCACUUCAACGUCUCUCCCGACGAACACUGCUACGAGCUCGCCAACGGGCAAUCCGACCGCCGGUAGUACUACGAACAGCAACAACACCACUGGCGGCAACGGAGGAUCGUCAUCAGCACAACCGGAAACGGCCGGACUUUCCAAGGGUGCAAUGGCAGGAAUCGGCGUCGGCGUCGCAGUCCUCGUCAUAAUCAUCGCCAUUCUCGCCGCCCUCUUCUUCCGCGUCCAACGCCUUCAGCGUCGUCUGAAAUCCAGCUCCACCGAGGCCGGCGCCGGCUCUUCCUCUGCACCCGCAUAUUACGAGGCCGUCAACAGCACCGACGGUCCCAUGACACCUCCCACCACCGAUGUCAAGGGAUUCAUGAGUCCCGAAAUCACACCUUCUUUACAGCAACAUCCUGCCUUGACGCCGGAGCUAAAGGCCGAAGUCGAUGGGUCUCAGCAGACAUAUGAAAUGCCGGAUAAUCGCGUCCAGCCGGGGGAGUUGGAUUCGAGGAAUCUGGGGCCGAGGGAGUUGAUGGGAUGAAAGGAAUAAGGAUACGAUC